UCUUCAGCCUCCACUUCACCACCACACAUGGCUCCCUACACCUCUCUCCUCCGCCCUCAACCUCACCCCUUCUCUCUCCCCAACCCUAACCUUAACCCUAACCCUAACCUCGUCACCAGGCACACCUUACUCCCUCUCCGCACUGUCAAGCUCAAGACCUCUCUCCCUCACUCCUCCACCGACCCCGACACCAAUGGAACAGCGUCGUCAGCUCCGCCUCCACUUCCUCCUCCGGCAACGGCGACGAAGAAGUCGUUUGCGGUUGCGACGGGGGAGUUGUUCCUGGGCCUGGCGUCGAGGAUCAUCAAGCGGCGGAAUGGAGCCCCGGAAAGUGAGACGGCGGCGGCCUCCGUUGCUAUGUUUGAGAGCUCCGGGAAGUUCUCCGAUGAGAGAAUCGGGAAGGUGAUGGAGGAUGAGAUUCAGCCGGGGGUGGUUUGGGAGCAGCGCGUGAAGGAUGUGGAGGCGGAGAAAGAGAGGCGCGUGAUUACCAGUCCCGGCUUUAGUUUUUCUGCGGCGGGGCUUCUUUUCCCUUAUCAUUUAGGUGCUGCUCAGUUCUUGAUUGAGAAUGGCUAUAUCAAGGAAACCACUCCAUUAGCUGGUUCAUCAGCAGGUGCCAUUGUCUGUGCUGUGAUUGCUUCCGGAGCAAGCAUGGAAGAGGCCUUACAAGCUACUAAAAUUCUGGCUGAAGAUUGCCGGAAUAGAGGGACAGCUUUCCGACUUGGGGCUGUUCUUCGAGAUGUUCUCGAAAAGUUUUUGCCCGAGGAUGCUCAUAUUCGGUCUAAUGGGAGGGUCAGAGUUGCUGUAACACAGCUCCUAUGGAGACCAAGAGGUUUAUUGGUGGAUCAGUUUGACUCCAAGGAAGAUCUCAUUAAUGCAGUUUUCACUUCUUCCUUUAUUCCAGGAUAUCUUGCACCAAGACCAGCAACAAUGUUCCGGAAUCGUCUCUGUAUUGACGGGGGAUUGACUUUAUUUAUGCCACCAACAUCUGCGGCAAAGACGAUUCGUGUUUGUGCUUUCCCAGCUAGUCGAUUAGGUUUACAAGGAAUUGGGAUCAGUCCAGACUGUAAUCCUGAUGAUAGGGCAAGCCCUCGAGAGCUUUUUAAUUGGGCACUUGAGCCAGCAGAAGAUGAUAUGCUUGACCGGCUGUUUUCGCUUGGAUAUAAAGAUGCGGCUGUAUGGGCCAAGUCCAACCCAGUUGAACAAAUAGUCGAAGAUGAUAGUUCCUUGAUUGGUAGUGGCUUAGCUCAGUAAGCAGCAUCAUUAGCUUAUCCCUGCUGGCCUUGAAAAUGCAUAAUAUUCAUGGUUAAUGCGAACUAUAGAGAAUCAUGUUAUGUCAUUUUCAAAUUCCACAGAGAUCAAUAUGAUGUUUCAUAGAAUAUUGAUAGUACAGUGUUUGAA
This is a messenger RNA of Fragaria vesca subsp. vesca, 1398 nucleotides long. RefSeq lists its product as uncharacterized. Gene Ontology annotation, biological process: lipid homeostasis; triglyceride catabolic process. Gene Ontology annotation, molecular function: triacylglycerol lipase activity. The transcript is spliced from 7 exons. Gene Ontology annotation, cellular component: membrane; cytoplasm; lipid droplet. Bases 28 to 1251 code for a protein of 407 amino acids. The record is from RefSeq and is a predicted model, not a curated record. Lineage: Eukaryota; Viridiplantae; Streptophyta; Magnoliopsida; Rosales; Rosaceae.